AUGGUGGCCUCAUACCUCCACCGCCUCCCAGCUCUGGAGUGGCUAGACCUGUCGGGGAACCACUUGACCUGUCUGGCAAAUGGCAUCUUCCAGGGGGUGCCCCGGCUGAGGGAACUUCACUUGAGGCGCAACUCCCUUGUUGAGAUCGAGGAAGGGGCCUUGUCCCAGCUCAGGGCCCUGGAGGUCCUCGACUUGUCCAUGAAUUCCCUCCACUGCAUCGCAGGCUUCGGCCUAGCCCAGCUGCGGGUCCUGAACCUUAGCUACAAUGCACUGGAGUCCUUCGACGGGGCAGGAGAAGAGGCCCCCUGCCGCCUCCAUGCCUUGGACUUGAGCCACAACCGGCUGAAUGCCCUCCCGCUGCUCCCCAGGAGGAACCGGCUUCGGUACCUCAAUCUCUCCCACAACGCCAUCACCACAGGGGCUAACGAGAGCCAUAACGUCACACCUCAGAAUGUCUCUCAGAGCUUUGCAAAACUGAUGGACCUGAAUCUCAGCAGCAACCGCCUGGGAUCAUUCCCAGUUGCGCUUCUUCGUGGCUUGGCUUCCCUCCGGACUCUAAGCCUGGCGAGGAAUUGCCUCAGCGACGUUGCCAUGGAGCUGCCCACGAAUCACAGUUCACCAGGUCCCAUUGCCGACAGGGCAUGGCAAAAACAAACCUCACUGUCCGUACGGAUGCUGGACCUCCAAGGGAACUCCAUCAGCCACUUGCCGCCACGUUUUUUCCACCUGCUUCCUGACCUGGAGCUGAUGGACCUUGGCCUCAACCGCAUCCAUCUCUGUCGAGCACGGAACUCCUCCAAGGGAGAGUGCCUCCACGCCAAAACAGAGGACUGCACUACCUUCCACUGCCUUCCACAGCUCAGGCACCUCAGCUUACGUGGGAACAACCUCGGGCUGGUGCACGGAUGCCUGUUCCACCGAACACCCUUGGCCUCCCUAGAUCUAUCAGAGAACCAGGGCCUGGUCCUGCCCAGUUAUGCUUUGGAGGGUCUGGAAGCAUCUUUGCAGGAGCUCUUUUUGAGAGGGAACCGAAUGAAGACCGCCAGCCUGGAUUUCCCUUGCCUGGUGUCCCUGAGGAUGCUGGACAUGUCAGGGAAUGACCUGAGUGCCAUCCCUCCCAGCUUGCUUUGCUCCCCACUGGAGAAGCUGGACAUCCAAGGAAACCAGCUGGAGAGCAUAGAAGAAGCUGCAGCAAAGCAGUUAAGAAGGAGCCUCCGGGCUUUGUCUGUGGCUGGAAACCCCUUCAGCUGCUGCGAGCUAAAGUGGCUGCAAACCCUGAGCAGUUCCGUGCUGGACUUGGGUGAGACGCUGUGUUAUUACCGCAAUGGGGAUGAAAGCUUCACAACUCAAAUCAGUGAUGCACAGGCUGGGCAGCUUUGCCCUCGUAAUGCGCACAAGGUCUAUCUGGCUGUAACUGCAUUUUUGGUGUGCACUGUGGGCCUCCUCUGCGCCAGUGUGGGCUGGUUCCUGAAAAGGGCUAAGACCUGCAUGUCACUCUGUCUGGGCUCCCUAAGAAACAAAGUGGAGCCUGCUCCAUCUCCAAGCAAGGAAGCCAACUCUACAAUUUUAUAA
Lacerta agilis (Sand lizard) is the source of this 1572-nucleotide messenger RNA. RefSeq names its product transforming growth factor beta activator LRRC32-like. The record is from RefSeq and is a predicted model, not a curated record. Bases 1 to 1572 code for a protein of 523 amino acids. Gene Ontology annotation, molecular function: protein binding. Lineage: Eukaryota; Metazoa; Chordata; Lepidosauria; Squamata; Lacertidae. The transcript has a single exon.